UUGAUUCUAAAAUCACAUCUCGAUUUGCUCAUAAUGUCAUAACAAGUCGAGUGGUAAACCGGGGACUCAGAUCCAGCGAAGCACACUUUGAAGUUGAACUUCCCAAGACAGCUUUCAUCACAAACUUUACCAUGACUAUAAAUGGUGUAAAAUACACAGCAGAAGUGAAGGAGAAGGCGGCUGCUCAGAAACAGUACCAAGAAGCAAUGUCCCGGGGAGAGACAACGGGUUUAGUAAAAGCAUCAGCAAGGAAAACAGAGAUCUUUACGGUGUCAGUAAAUGUUGCACCAACCAAAAAAGUUCUGUUUGAACUAAUAUACGAAGAAUUGUUGCAACGCAAGUUGGGGAAGUAUGAAAUGGUCAUCAAAGUAAAACCCAUGCAACUUGUCAACCAUUUCCAGAUUGAUGCCCAUAUUUUUGAACCAAAGGGCAUUGCAUUCCUUAACGCGAAUGCAACCUUCUUAACGAACGACUUGGAAAAUGCUUUGGUAAAAAAUAUUACUGGAACAAAGGCACAUGUUUCCUUCAAACCAACCUUGGAUCAACAGCGCAAGUGUCCGAACUGUGGUGAAACAUUAUUGCAUGGAGACUUCAUCUUGCAGUAUGAUGUCAAUAGAGACUUGUCCAGUGGUGAUAUACAGAUUGUGAACGGAUAUUUUGUCCAUCACUUUGCACCCACAAGUCUGCCAACAUUACCCAAGAAUGUCGUCUUUGUGAUAGAUCGGAGUUUCUCAAUGCGUGGCCUCAAGUUUAAACAGAUGAAGGUUGCUCUUUUUAGAAUCUUGGAGGACAUGGACGCAAAUGAUCACUUUACAAUAAUCAUUUUUGACUCCACUGUUGAAACAUGGCGAGCUUCAUUUGUCCAGGCAACGCCAGAAAAUGUACUGCAGGCAAAAAAAUACAUCCGCUACUUACAGCUGGGUGCAGAAACAAAUAUCAACGAUUCUCUGCUUCUUGCUGUAACUCUUCUAGACACAGCUCACAAGCAAAAGCAAUUAUCCGAAAAAAGUGUGUCCAUGAUAAUUCUCUUAACUGAUGGUGAUCCAAAUGUAGGAGAAAAAAAUCCAUCCAAAAUCCAAAUCAAUGUCAAGAAUGCCAUAAAGGAGAGGUAUAGCUUGUACUGCCUUGGUUUCGGUUUUGAUGUUGAUUACAAUUUUCUGGAGAAAAUGGCACUGGCUAAUGGUGGUGUGGCUCGACUUAUCUAUGCUGAUUCAGAUGCAGCGUUACAGCUCCAGGGUUUUUAUGAGGAAGUUGCAAAUCCCUUGCUUUUCGAUGUGGAGCUCCUAUAUCUAGCGAAUGCAAUUUCUGAACUGACAGAGACCACUUUUAGACAGUUUUACGGUGGAUCUGAAAUUGUGGUAGCUGGCAAAAUAUCGGACAACAAUCUGGAUGUAUUCAUGGUGGAAAUUAGAGCACAAACUGCCAAUGGAAAUUUAUCUCUUGAAGGUAACGUCAACAUUUCAGAAACAGAGAGCAUUCUUGAACAUCAGAAAUACAUUUUUGGUGACUUCACUGAGAGAUUGUGGGGUUACUUGACUAUUCAACAGCUCCUGAAACAAAGUGUUUCAGCAGCAUCAGGAGAAAAGACAAUACUUAAAGACAAAGCCUUGGAACUUUCGUUGAAGUACAACUUUGUAACGCCACUCACAUCAAUGGUUGUGACUAAACCAGAGGAGGACCAAGCUGAUAGAAUCCUCAUGGCUGACAAACCCACGGGAAGGGCCAAUCUCCAGACAGUACAGAGUGGAAGGGUCUCAGCUAGACAAAUUGGUCUCAGAGCACCAGCAAUUAAUAUUCCUGGAUCACACUUUAGAAAAACAGGCACAAUCAGACCUAGACGUCCACAAUAUUCACAUUCUUUAGCUGCCCCUCCAGUAAUCGGUGUUGAUGGAGAUCCCCAUUUUAUUAUCCCAUUGCAAAAGCAACACGAUGCUGCCUGUUUCAACUUUGCAGGAAAACCAGGUUUAAUUUUGAACCUUGUCAACGAUCCAUUCACAGAUAUACAAGUAAACGGACAAUUAAUAGGAGAUAAGAAAACAGAAAAUAACCAGAAAAUAACUACCUACUUUGGAAAGUUUGGGCUUGAAAACAGAAAAAUCAACUUGAGGAUAUCAGUAACGACAGAAGUGAUCACCAUAUUUUACAACAAAGACAAGACUAUUAUUCCCUGGUCAACAACAGCGACUGUAAUGAAUGAGAGGUUCACAAUCUCAAUCAUGAAAGAAAGGAAUCUCACACUGGUGAUGGGAGAUGACGCAACAUUUGUCAUCGUGCUGCAUCGCGUCUGGAAAUAUCAUCCUCUACACCGGGACUUCCUGGGAUUUUAUACACUCGACAGCCACAGGCUCUCCAACAUGACCCAUGGAUUACUUGGUCAAUUUUACCAUGGCAUUGAUGCUAAGGUGUAUGACAUUCACUCUGGAUCAGAUCCACAGAAACCCGAGGCCACAAUGAUAGUAAAGGGUCUCAAACUCUCAGUAACAAGAGGGUGGCAGAAAGAUUACCGACUGGAUUCAAGAAUAGGUGCCAAUAUCUCUUGCUGGUUUGUUCACAACAAUGGAAAAGGAUUUAUUGAUGGAACGCACACUGACUACCUUGCUUUCUCUUUAUUUGAUUCAGCAAUGUUAUAACAUCUGACCCAGCUUAUCAAAUAAAAAACUGUGAAAAUA
Leucoraja erinaceus (little skate) is the source of this 2669-nucleotide messenger RNA. Its product is annotated as inter-alpha-trypsin inhibitor heavy chain H3-like. Gene Ontology annotation, biological process: hyaluronan metabolic process. Lineage: Eukaryota; Metazoa; Chordata; Chondrichthyes; Rajiformes; Rajidae. The coding region runs from base 132 to 2630 and encodes 832 amino acids. The record is from RefSeq and is a predicted model, not a curated record. The transcript has 20 exons. Gene Ontology annotation, molecular function: serine-type endopeptidase inhibitor activity.